GUGGAUCGGGUUUGGCGUGGGACGACGAAGCCAGCCAUGGCAGACAAUGAUCGCGACUAUAAUUUGACAGAGGAGCAGAAAGUCAUUAAAGCCAACUAUCCUCCCAUCAAAAAGAAGUAUGAGUAUCUGGAUCAUACUGCUGAUGUGCAGUUGCAUGCCUGGGGAGAUACCUUGGAAGAGGCCUUUGAGCAAUGUGCUAUGGCCAUGUUUGGGUACAUGACGGAUACAGAGACUGUUGAGCCCCUGGACGCUGUAGAGGUGGAGACAGAGGGACACGACCUGCUGUCUCUUCUAUUUCAUUUUCUGGAUGAGUGGCUAUAUAAAUUCAGUGCUAAUGAGUUUUUCAUUCCCAGGGAAGUUAAAGUGCUUCACAUUGACAGAGUAAGAUUCAGGAUAAGGUCUAUUGGGUGGGGAGAAGAGUUCUCUUUGCCCAAGCAUCCCCAGGGCACAGAGGUCAAGGCAAUAACCUAUUCAGCAAUGCAGAUCCAUGAAGAUGAAAAACCAGAGCUCUUUGUCAUAAUUGAUAUCUAAACAAAGAAAAGCAUGCCACUGAGAAAAUUCCAUUGUCCACGUUUACUAGAAGACAUGCCAUUGUCUCCCAAGAAGUGGUCCUGUCCGCCUGGAAAUAACUCAUCAAUUGGCUGGGUGAAUUGCAGUGCUGCUCGGAACAUAAUGUUGGUUGUGGCAGCUGGAUACGAGACUCUUGAGGAAUCUUUAGGCUCUUCUGGUGUGUUACUGUGUAAACACUAAAAAGAGAAUGUAUGUAUGUAGUUAAAACUGUAGGCCAUGAGUAAUCUGGUGGCGCUGCCUGUAAUAUUGUGUGUGUGUGUGUGCGCGCGCGCAUGUGUGCAUGCUUUAAAUGCAGGAUCUUAAUUUAAAUUAGAUAAGGAAGUUGGUGGGAGAGGAAUAUUUUUCAGUGAAGGGUAAGGUGGUGGAAAAGAGCUAGAAUUUCACACUGUAUACUCUUUUCUGUCUUAAUUACAAUCCUAUAAUAAUUGUUGCACAGUACUUUCUUCAAGAGAUGAAUUGCCAGAAGACUGUGGCUAUCAGAUUACAGAGAAUUCCCCCUUCCCCCACCCAAUUUAUGCUAUCUGAUGCCGUCAGUGGCCCAGUUCAAACAUUGUAACAACCCACAGUUUACUAACCAUGGGUUGUUGAUAGUGAAUCGAGAGCAAGGAAGUAUGCUGGCUUUAAGGUGCCCGCCUCCUCCUUCUGAAGAAAAACAAUCCAGGAACACUCCAUCCCUGGGUUGCUUAUCAUGAUAGCUGAACCCAGAGUUUGUUCUUGGGUUACAAUUCAGUGGGAGCAGGUGAGUGUUGAGAGGCAGCCCACUUGCUCACUCCCAGCUACUCAGGGUUUGUCUUAAUCCCUGGGUAGCUUCAAUGUGUGAACUGGAUCAUAAUGUUCUCAUUCAUCUUAAGUCUGGUUUGUUUGUUCGUUUAAAUAUUUAUAGAAUACAUUUUGGUCAUAAGGACCUCAAGGCAGUGCAUGAAACAAAUAUUAAAACAGUUGGAAACGUAACAGAUUAAAAACAGAAUACUAAAAAAACAAAAACCCUCCAAACAAAUAAAACCAGCUGUCAGCCCUUAAAAACCAAUGAACACUGAGCAGAACAGAAAUGUCUUUACCGCCUACUAAAAGCUAAACAAGAAUGGAGUUAAUCUUAGCUCCUUAGGGAAGGGUACUGCUACAGAAAACAUCUGUUUUCCUCUGUACUGCCAAAUUGUAACCUCUUUUGGCGGUAAAACAGGUAACGGCCUCAGACAAAAAGCUCUGGGUAGUUGCAUAUGGGAGGAGGCAGUCUUUCAGAUAUCUUGGCUCUAAGCUACGCUAAGCACUACCACCUUGAAUUGGGCCUGGAAAGAGAUUGGAAGCCAGUGCAACUAAUGUAAGAUCAGUGUAAUGCACAAAGAAGAAAGCAAUCUGGCUGUAUCACUUUGAACUAGCUGCAGUUUCCAUACACUCUUCAAGGGCAACCCCAUGUAGAGCACUUUGCAGUAGUCCAAACAGGAAGUAACCAAAGUAUGCCCCUAAGGUUAGGAGAUUGUGGAAGCAUGCCUCAUGUACUCCAUCUUCAUCCCACCGUAUGUGAAUUCCCAACCCCCAUAGUUUGCUCUAACCAUGUGAUAACAUUGCUGCAGCAUUGGUGCUUAUCAGUAAAUAGCCCACUUCAAACCAUAGUUAUAAAGGAAAUCCCAGCUAGUGUUCACCACGGCUAGUUCUGUUGCAAACAUUAUACCAGUCCAUGGUUAAAACAAAGCAUGGAACAGAAGGGGGAAAUCAUGCAAGCCUGUGUCAUGCUCCUAAUGUUCCUAACCAUGGUUAAAGCUCAGAAUUAUUAUGUCUGCAGUGAACAUAACAAAACGUGUUUGGGAGGAAGAGGGAGAGAUAAUUAUUUCCCUGUAUAUUUUGACCCCUCCUGGGGGUGAGAGUAUCUUGUGCGCAAUCUAUAUGAAUGUACAUAAUAAUUUGAGUUGCAGGUUUAACAACAGUACAUUGGGAUGAAAUCGGAGGUCACAGUCUCUUGCAAAUAGCAUUGAUUUCAGUGAGCAUAACUUGUUGGUGGGCAUCUUAACCUUUGCCAUUCUGUACCCUUCCUCUUCUCCCUGGUGAUAUGGUAGUACCAAAUGAGUAUUUCUGUAAGAUUAGGAGACAAGCACAAGAGCCCUAGGCAUAGUAACAUACUGUGCCUAUCUGUGUGUGAUUUCAACUAUUAUGUGCUCCACUACCUCCACUUAACAUUCUUGCCGUGAUGGGGUAGGCAUCCUUCCAGUCUAUUUAAAUGAAGAGUGUUUCUGAACUGUACAAAUUACAGAAAGUGGGUUUGAGUUUUAUUUUUAAAAACUAUUUUUGCAUAAAAAUAAAAUCCAGUUUUUAAAAUAUAGCAUUUUUCUACUUGUGUGUGGAUAAUGAGUUUUAUUUGUUGGAGACUGUCUUUUGCAAUAGAGGUAAUAAAUGAAAACGAAUAACAAAA
This is a messenger RNA of Elgaria multicarinata webbii, 2974 nucleotides long. RefSeq names its product zinc finger and BTB domain containing 8 opposite strand (gene TSLIG1). Gene Ontology annotation, cellular component: tRNA-splicing ligase complex. The transcript is spliced from 7 exons. Gene Ontology annotation, biological process: tRNA splicing, via endonucleolytic cleavage and ligation. The record is from RefSeq and is a predicted model, not a curated record. Bases 37 to 531 code for a protein of 164 amino acids. NCBI's taxonomy places the organism in Eukaryota, Metazoa, Chordata, Lepidosauria, Squamata, Anguidae.